AUGUCCACCACAACCUUUACAUCAACAGCCACAACGGCUUCUUCCGCAACGGCAACUUGCACAACUGCUGUACCUGGGAAAUAUGGUCGUGUUCCUGUAGAUGCGUGCAACGCCAACUAUUUCUUCGAUCCCAGCUUUGCUGCCAAUCUUGCCUUUUGUGUGCUCUUUGGUAUGACGACCAUGGUCCAUCUCAUACAAGCAAUUCUUUUCAAGAAGAAAUUCUCCUGGGUAGCCAUCAUGGGCGCAGCCUGGGAAACCAUUGGAUUUGCUUUCAAGACCCUAGGAAGCAGGGACCAGCAAAACACGACAUAUGUUAUCUUGGGUCAACUGUUCUUUCUUCUUGCUCCUCUCUGGGUCAAUGCUUUCGUCUACAUGGCCGUCGCACGCAUGGUAUAUUUCCGUAUGCCUGACCGAAAGCUUCUCGGCAUCAAGGCCAUCCGCAUGACUCUUCUCUUCGUCUGGCUCGAUAUCAUUCUCUUCCUGGUCCAGGGAGCCGGUGGAAGCAUGCUCUCGAACAACGACGAUAUGAACGUGAUUCGCAUUGGACAGAAGGUUUACAUGGCUGGUGUUGGUCUGCAGCUUGCUGUCAUUCUGAUCUUCAUUGGUAUCACUGCUUACUUCUACUUCAAGCUUCGACAACUCGAGGGUCGAAGUAUGGGACGCAUGAAAUGGCUCAUCUUGACAAUGCUUACUGUUCUCAUCCUCAUUGUGAUCCGAAUCGUGUAUCGUCUGAUCGAAUUUGGUCCUGGUGUCAAUGAGCACAACCAACUUUUGAUUCAUGAAGAGUAUCCACUGGGUCUCGAUGCAACUCCGAUCUUGAUCGCCCUCGUAUUACUCAACAUUAUGCAUCCUGGUUUUGUUCUUCGGGGACCCGAUAGCGAAUUCCCCAAGCUCUCUCGAAAGGAGAAGAAGGCGAUCAAGCAACAGAAGAAGAUGGAGAAGAAGCAGGCUAAAGAGGCCAAGAAAGCUCGCAAGACGGGUGCCCAGGAACUGAAGAAUUUGUCUUAUGAGGGACAGUCCAUCAGUAGUAAUGAGCUCGUCUAG
Fusarium fujikuroi IMI 58289 is the source of this 1044-nucleotide messenger RNA. RefSeq names its product related to phospholipid-translocating ATPase. The transcript is spliced from 4 exons. NCBI's taxonomy places the organism in Eukaryota, Fungi, Ascomycota, Sordariomycetes, Hypocreales, Nectriaceae. The coding region runs from base 1 to 1044 and encodes 347 amino acids. Gene Ontology annotation, cellular component: membrane. The record is from RefSeq and is a predicted model, not a curated record.